Molecule: messenger RNA, 1800 nt
Organism: Lodderomyces margitis
Lineage: Eukaryota; Fungi; Ascomycota; Pichiomycetes; Serinales; Debaryomycetaceae
Gene: MNN23
Product: Mnn23p
Exons: 1
Coding region: 1-1800 (599 amino acids)
Biological process (GO): mannan biosynthetic process
Cellular component (GO): Golgi apparatus
Molecular function (GO): alpha-1,2-mannosyltransferase activity
Source: RefSeq, a predicted model, not a curated record
AUGAAAAGCAAGAUCUUACAGAAACUAUCAAGACGCAGAUUCAAGGUGUUGAUAGUAUUGUCUAUUUUUGCAUUCUUGUCUUAUUCCUUACUCGAAUCGCUAAAAAGUUCCGAUUGGAUCACAAAUGGUGAGGAGUCUUUUUCAGUUAUCCCCCCGAAGCAACCAUUUAAUGAGCAACAGCAAUCCACCCCACAAACGGGCCUGGGAAUUAAUGAUGAUAAAGGAAAAAUUACAAAAAGUACGUCAGAAUUUCCCUUGAACAGUGCACACAAGUUCUGGAAGCAAAUUUUCACUAUUUUCGAUGGGAACAAGAUGAACCUUGAAGACCAUUUUGGCCCACUUAUUGAAUACACCGACAAGUCGAAGCACUCGGGAACAGUAACUACUAAGGAAACUUUACUUUCACGGGCAAACAUGCGGGAGGAAGUUGUUUCAGAGCUCAAGAAGAGACACGAACAGGUGGUGCUGCAAUUGCCUGCUCAUAUGCCAGAAGCUACGUACAAUAAGGGAACGACAGGUGUCGUUUUUAUUGGUGGUGCAAAAUUCUCAUGGCUUACAUAUUUGGCCAUUAUGGCCUUGCGGGAAACAGGAACAAAGUUACCUGUCGAGGUGAUAAUGCCUACCAAACAAGACUACAAGAAUGAACAGGAAUUUUGCGACAGCUUAUUACCAGCGCUUAAUGCUAGAUGUGUGAUUGUACCUGAUGCUAUUGGAGAAUCUGCACUCAAUGGAAGAAAGCUCCUUACAUACCAAUUCAAAUCUAUUGCGUUGGCUAUAACAUCUUUUCAGAAUAUACUUUUGCUAGAUGCUGACAACAUGAUUGUAUCGAAUCCCGACCACGUGUUUGACAGCGAGCUCUAUAAAAAGUAUGGCUUGAUUACCUGGCCCGAUUUCUGGGAACGAACUAUUUACCCAACGUAUUACGAUAUUGCUGGUGUGCACGUUAAUGAACGCAAGAGAGUGAGAUAUGAUAGGUUCCCAUUGUUUGAGCCUGCUAACUCAAAAGGAGCACUUAGUGUUGGUCCUGAUGAUGCUGUGCCCUACCAUGAUUUAGAAGGUACCGUACCAAACUUGUCAACCGAAUCGGGCCAACUCAUUAUCAACAAAGCGACACAUGGAAAGACAAUUCUAUUAUCCUUGUACUAUAAUAUUUACGGCCCAGAUGUUUUCUACAAAUUAUUCUCAUUGGGUGAACAAGGAGAAGGUGACAAGGAUACUUUUGUCACAGCAGCAGUUGUGUGUAACGAGCCACAUUACCAAGUUAAAUCCUAUGUUCGAUCGGAGGGAUACCAUGACGAGCAAAACAACUUCCACGGUGUAGCAAUGGUUCAGAGGGAUCCUGUAUCGGACUAUAAUGUAUUCAAGGAGGUAGUGUCGAACUCUUUUGCCAAGAGUAGUAAAACCAUGAGUGUGCAGGAUCAAAUCAAACACUUGACAGCCCUCAGCAAAAAUGAGUUUGGAAGUGACAACAAUAUGACACCUUUUGCAUUUCAUUGCAAUUACCCGAAAUUGGACCCUGUACUUUAUAUGAAGCGGGAUGAUAUAUACGAUCCAGUGGAGAAAAAGUUGAAAUACAAGCUUUAUCAAGGUUUGAAAUAUGAUAAAACAAUCUUUAGUUCGUCAAAGGAGAAAACGGUCGAAACUGAUUUUGAGUUUGAGCAGUGGCUUCACAUCCAGGACGCUCUUUGCAUUCAGAAGCUAAAAUUUGAGCAUUUCAAAGAUUCUAACAUGCAAGAUUUGUGUGAGUUUGUUAAUAAUCAAGUAAAGUGGUUACUGCCCAGUGAGCAGGCAAAUACCUAA